AUCACUUUCUGUUACUCGGUGGCGCAAGAGUUACGGUUAGUAUUAGCUAGCAAAGUAAAGCUAACUGCUAGCUAAACACUCAGAAUUGGCCAUAAAAAGACGUUUUAGCAAUAGGAAACACAUUUUUUUUUUACUUUAUGAAGUCGUACUGAGUGAGCGUUUGCCAUUUAAUUUGAGGCUAAUUCUUUUUUGUGUUAUUUUUGUUUUAAAUCGGGAGGACUUUAUGCAUGCUGGGUAAAUUUCAAUUGAGGCUUUUAUUUAUUCUCACGCAGAACUGAAGCUCUGUUUAGUGUUUGUAUUAGUUUUGGGAUUUCGGACUCGUUAUUUUCCUUCACGCAUUCUAUUUCACUCAUGUGAAAAGUCACGUUUUAAGUGUGAGCGUGUCACCAGCUAGAGGUUUUUACGGAUUAACUUCUGUUCCUGGUUUGUUUUCCCAUGGCGACGUUAAAACCCUUGACCUAAGAGUGAAAGUGCAAGCUGUUUAUUAAAGCGUGGCAUCAUUUCGGAUUGUAUUUUACCCCAUUUAUGAGAUGAGCACUUUGCAGGAGUUUAUGGCGAACGGUCCAGCCAGGAAUGAACUCUUGGAGAAAGAUGCUUGUAUUUGGGAGAGGCCGUGGAGCGUGGAGGAAAUUCGACAACACAGUGCCAACUGGUCUUUGGCAGCAGACUCUGGGCUUUUUCUCUACCUCCAAGACUUCUCCCAGAAAAUGUUGUCCAAGACGCAUGAGAUUGAAAAGCAGCUGGACAGCCUGAUCCGGGAUACAAAAGCCACAGACAGCCGCUUGCACUCCGUCUUCAAUGACUUUCUUAUGCUGUCAAAUACACAGUUUAUUGAAAAUAGAGUGUACGAUGAAGAAGUGGAGGAGACUCUUUCAAAGCCUGAAGUCGUACAGAAGCAUCCUGAGCAGGAGAGGACGAGGGAGCAGAAAGAGGCAGAACUGAUCCCGAAAAUGCAGGAAGCUGUAAAUUAUGGACUGAAAGUUCUGGAGUCGGCGUUUGAGCAUUUGGACAUCAAAGCGGGGAACUCUGACUCAGAGGACGAAGACGCUGCAGACAAAGUGGAGGCCAUCUUGGAGCCUAAGGAUCUGUACGUAGACAGACCACUUCCAUAUCUGAUUGGUUCCCAAGCAUUUAUGGAGCAAGAUGAUGUUGGCCUCGGUGACCUUUCAAGUGACGAAAUGUCAGUUGACAGCGACCGGGACAGUGUGAUCGAGAGUGAAGAUGGAAAGGAGGCAAUUAAUUCCGAUGAUGAUUUUGAUCGGGACUCUGAAAUUCACAAGAAGAAGUCGUCUCUGACGAGCACUGAGGACAAUGAAGACGGGGAAGAUUCAGAUAUUUUUGGGGAUUCUGAUGAGGAUGAUGAGGACAUUAAUAACACGGACCCUUCGUUGUUCACGAAGGAGCUCGCCGCUCGAAUCAGAGCAGAACCUGUGAGCAAACCUGAGGGAGAUCGCGCCUCUUUGGCAUCUAAGAGAAGUAAAGGCAGAAAAAAAUCAAAGUCUGCGGCAUCAAUAGCCGACGGAGAGGACAGCGAUGAUAUGUUCAAGCCACCUAAGAUGGACGAAGAGGAUGAUUACUCCCCGUUCGGAGGGAAAAGUGGCCUCUUCAGCGGCGGCAAAGGUCUUUUCGAUGAUGAUGACGAGGACGAUCUUUUCUCUGAAAAAUCAAAACCUGCAUCACAUGAGGGAAAAACAAAUGAAAGCGUAAAAAGCACAACAGCAGAAUCGAGCAAACCUGAAAAGAGAAUCCCUGCGGGCGCUGUGUCAAUAUUCCCAGAUAACAACCUCUUUGCUUCAAAGCAAGACUCUGAUUCAGAGGAGAGCAGAGGCAGCGGGACCUCAGCCGCUAAGAAUAAUGCCGCUGGAGCGGCUAAAACCGGAGGGGGUGGGCUGUUUGAUAACGACGAUGAAGAUGAUGAUGACUUCUUUAGUGGAAACAGCCUGAAAAAGCCCAACUCAGUCGUUCAGGAGAAACCCAAACUCAAGAAAGCAGUUGACCUUUUUGAUGAUGAAGACGGCGAGGACAUCUUUAAUGAAAAGUACAGCCCACAGCCGACUCAGGCCAAGAGGGAGGCGGUGGAGGAGAAACCGAAAUCAUCAGAGAAAAAGAUGCCGCCGGGAGCUGUUUCUGUCUUUGGUCCCGGGACUAAAAGCUUACUCAGUGAAGGCCUGAAAAAACGUCAACCAUCCACCAGCGAGGAGUCUGAAAAGUCAGAGGAGAAAGCUUCUGCUGCGGAUGUUGGUAAAGUUUCUGUUGAGCGCGCUCAGAAAGUCCAGACCAGAGGUCUCUUUUCUGACGAUGAAGACACACCGGCAUUUCCAACGAUACCCAAGAGCCAAUCUCAGCCCGAACCUGCUAGCCAGAGGGAAGCUAGCAGAACUUCUUUCCUAUUGUUUGAUGAUGAGGAAGAAGAGGAUUUGUUUGCACCUGCGGUUAAAUCAAAACCAAAACCUUCCGCACCUCAACCAAGCAAAGCUGUGGCCAGCUCUCUGUUCAGCGACGACGAGGACCAAUGGACGGGUUCACAAAGCAACCAGGUCAAGCCAGAAGUCAAGACAGGAGGGAUGAAGACCAGCACUAGUGCCCCGUCCAACCUCCCCAGCACCAAAACGUCUGAAAACAGUAGUUUGUUUGAUGAAGAUGAUGAUGACCUUUUUGCCCCAACAAAAGCAUCAAGUCAGAAGAAAUCUCCAAGAGUUGCUCUCCUGUUUGAAGAUGAAGCUGAUGAUGAAGACAAGGAAUCUCUUUUUGGCAUCAAACCUGCUGUUAAUGCAAACACAGAAGCUCCUGUUAAACGUCCCGCUGGGAUCUCUCAGCCACCUGAAGGGUCGCAGAAAGUGGCAAAGGAGCAGCCAUCCACGCAGCAGAAACCAGAGGAAAAAAGUCCGUCACCUUCGCAGGAGGAAGUUAAAAAGAAGCCGGCCGGAGCAGUCAGCCUCUUCGGCGGCAUUGAUGUUCUUGCCAAAAAGCAGGAUAAGAGUCACGAAGAAGAGGCCGAUGACCUCUUCCUCUCAAAGGACAGUCCUCUACCGAAUGUUAGGGAGGAAGGGAAGGAAGACAAAGCAAAAAUAAAGACGGUCAGUCUCUUUGAUGAGGAAGAGGAGGAAGAUGAGUCAGGCUGGAAGGAUCCUAUUUUCACACCAAAAAAACCUACAGAGGAAAAGACUCCAGAGCCCACAGACGAGCAUCUGCAGACAAACAGCACCGGCGUCUUCCUGGAUGAAGAGCUGCUGUUCAGUCAGACCCAACAGAAGGACAAUGACCCGGAUGUGGACCUCUUUGCCGCCUCAGUCGAUAGCUCCAAGCUCAGCUCAGUGAAAGACACGACGCAGAGUCUGUUCGCAGAUGAUGAUGACGAGGAUGACCUCUUCAGCUCUGUCAAACCAAGAGCUCCUCCGAAAGUAGCAGAGAAACCUAAAAAACCUAGUGACCGAGCGCCGCUUGCAAGUCCCGAACCCGUAGCAGAGAUCCAAAAACCCGCUCCAAGGCCCGUAAAACCUAAAGAUUCCUCAUCCAGGAUUGGGAAACUUCAAGCCAGCCUGAUGAUCAACCCGACGGCAUUGCUGCCUGGUUCUGUAUCGAACAUGUCGGGGCCUCUCAGCUCCUCCUCUGGAGUAUCCAGCUCCAGCCUGAGCCCAAGUCCUGCCACAACUCCCAUUGAUGUUCAUACAGACAACGAAAUGGGAGUGAGCUUCGAUACACCAGUCCAAGUCUCCACCUUGCAGAGCGCUCACAAGGGUCGUGCCAAAGGUUCUGCACUCCGAAGACCGCAAUCUAGAGCGGCAAGACAGCAAGCUGCACAGAAGUCUGUUGAAGCAGAUGAGACCGACUUGCUAGUCCCAAACUCGGGUUUACCUCAACCCAACGAGUCCAGCAAAAAACACUUAAGUCCAACUCCACCUAACUCUACUACACCACCAAUCUUCCCCACGCCUUCACCCUCUCUACCCUCACUCUCUGAAAUCUCCCCCAGACCGUCAGAACUACCGCUGCCAGUAUCUACAAGUUCUGGAACAAAGAAAAGCAGCGGUGUGAAGGUAUCGCUAUCGUCUGAUGAGGAUGACCUCUUUGGUUCUGACGAUCUGUUCGGGUCAAACUCAAACAAGAUUUCCUCCAGAGAAACCCCCACCGCCGCUCCCCUUCAGGCUAGUAAUGCAGCAGCAGUGAAGAAGGACAAAGAAAAAAGCACAGUCGCCUCCAUUUUUGAUGACAACGCUGAUGACCUUUUUCAAAGUGUUAAACCGCGAGCAGCCAUUAAAAAAGCCACACCCUCGUCAUUUUUGGAAGAAGAUGAGGACGACCUGUUUGGACUGAGCCACGGUUCCACUCCCACGUCUACAAGCAGUAAAGACUUCAGAACUAGCAGUAGUUUUUCAAAACAGGACAUCUUUCAGGAUGAGGUGCCUUCUGGGCCUAAAGCUGACAAGAAAAAUAAAGAGAAGACAAUCGAUGCCAGUUUAUUUGACGAUGACGUCGACAUUUUUGCUGACCUUUCAGACACUUUAAAACCAAAACAAAAGUCUAAAACAAAGGGAGAGGUCAAAUCUAUAUUUGAUGAUGACAUGGAUGACAUUUUUGCUGUAAAAACAGUAAAACCAGCAGCAAAGGCUCCUCAAAAACCAGUAAAAACACCACCUUCCCAGGAGAACAGUACGGUGACGGAUUCAAGCAACUUAUUUGAUGAUCCGCUCAAUGCUCUGGGUGGAAACUAAUGUUAAAAUUCUUCAUUUGUACAAUUGUAGAUUCCUUCAUAUGACAUUGAAAAAUAAUUCAAAGAUAUUAAACACUGUUGAUAGAGUA
Molecule: messenger RNA, 4800 nt
Organism: Oryzias melastigma (Indian medaka)
Lineage: Eukaryota; Metazoa; Chordata; Actinopteri; Beloniformes; Adrianichthyidae
Gene: washc2c
Product: WASH complex subunit 2C
Exons: 31
Coding region: 531-4712 (1393 amino acids)
Biological process (GO): retrograde transport, endosome to Golgi; protein localization to endosome
Cellular component (GO): early endosome; WASH complex
Molecular function (GO): phosphatidylinositol phosphate binding; retromer complex binding
Source: RefSeq, a predicted model, not a curated record